Molecule: messenger RNA, 842 nt
Organism: Diorhabda sublineata
Lineage: Eukaryota; Metazoa; Arthropoda; Insecta; Coleoptera; Chrysomelidae
Gene: Fis1
Product: mitochondrial fission 1 protein
Exons: 3
Coding region: 99-554 (151 amino acids)
Biological process (GO): autophagy of mitochondrion; mitochondrial fission; peroxisome fission
Cellular component (GO): mitochondrial outer membrane; peroxisomal membrane
Molecular function (GO): protein binding
Source: RefSeq, a predicted model, not a curated record
AGGAGAAGUCAUUUUAUAGAUUAACAUUGACAUUGACAUUAAAAUUUCGUAAAAAUUGCAAUCGACUUUCUAGCCAUUGCUAAUAAAACUUUAAGAAAAUGGCAGAUGUAUUAACAGAGACAGUUUCACCCGAAGAUUUAAAAAAAUUCGAAAAAAUUUAUCACGAGCAGUUAUAUAAAAAUGAUGUUACCCCAAGAGCCCAAUUUGAAUACGCCUGGUGUUUAGUUAGAAGUAAAUACUCGGCAGAUAUUCAAAAAGGAAUUAUGUUAUUAGAAGAGUUAUACAAGACAAACGAAGAAGGCCAUAGAGACUAUUUGUACUAUCUUGCAAUUGGCAGUGCAAGGCUCAAGGAUUAUUCUAAAGCCUUAAACUAUGUUAGAUCUUUUUUGUCAAUUGAACCAGGUAAUCAACAAGUAUUAACUUUAGAAGAAAUCAUAAGGAAAAAAUUGGAGAAGGAGGGUCUCGUGGGUAUGGCAUUCACUGGAGGAAUAGUUCUUGCUGUGGGAGCUCUAGUAGGAGUCGGCAUGGCAAUUGCCAGUAGAGGCAAAUCAUAGUUGUUCCUGGAUUUGUUCAAUUAUUAUUUUUUUAGUGACUGAUGAAUACCAAAUAUCAAUAUAAAUUUUUUGUAUGUCUUCAAUAGUGUAAUUUGUUUAGUUUUUGCAUUUAAUUCAAAUUAUGAGCACUAAAUUUCUUUUUGUUUGGACAUUAAACUACAUCUAGGUAUUUAAAUUGUACUAUUAUUAAUUUUUGUGAUUCUUUCUUUCACUUUUGUUUUUAAAUGUAUAUAUUCUAUUGUUUCGAUUUAUGUUAGUUCUUUUUAAAUUAAUAUAUAUGGAGUUAAA